This is a messenger RNA of Emiliania huxleyi CCMP1516, 273 nucleotides long. RefSeq lists its product as hypothetical. The record is from RefSeq and is a predicted model, not a curated record. Bases 1 to 273 code for a protein of 90 amino acids. Lineage: Eukaryota; Haptophyta; Isochrysidales; Noelaerhabdaceae. The transcript is spliced from 2 exons.
AUGUGCUGCCGCUAUGCGUGUCUUAAGGCGGCUGCGGCGAAGCGGCGGGCGCGGCAUGCCGAUGGCAGUGCGGACGAUGCGAUCGUGGCGGUGCUUGGCAUGCACUUCUGCGAUCCCAAUCAGCUCAUCGCAACGAAGCAGCGCAACAAGCUGGCUGCUGCCAACAAGGCCCUAUGCUACCUCACGCGCGGAUCGUUCAAAGAGGACCAGCAUACACAGGCUCCUAUGCGUUUGUUUGAGCUUGAGGCUAUUUGUGAGAACUGUUUGGCUUGA